Messenger RNA from Didymosphaeria variabile, 585 nucleotides. RefSeq lists its product as uncharacterized. The record is from RefSeq and is a predicted model, not a curated record. The transcript is spliced from 2 exons. NCBI's taxonomy places the organism in Eukaryota, Fungi, Ascomycota, Dothideomycetes, Pleosporales, Didymosphaeriaceae. The coding region runs from base 1 to 585 and encodes 194 amino acids.
AUGUCCGGCAUAUUGAACAGCAUCCAGUCAAUACUCGGCAACCUAUGGACAGACUUGACCAAUGGUCUUGAUAAGAUACUUCCACCAGAUAAGAGGGACGAGAUGCUUUCGAAGCUUCAGGAGUUCGCUACCCUCAACCCUAAGCUUGCCUUCGUCUUCUGGAACACUGGCGGUGUACAGCUUAAGAAAGUCUCACGUUUACAUAGGCUCAGUGGAGGUAACACCUCAGCUUCAGAUGGCAAGACUAUUGGCGACAAGAUCAAAAACUUUACUGGACGACGCAUAGACCAGUUAUCUAAUGGAGCGCCCAAGCAGCAUGACAAAGAGCGCACUGGUGCCAACCCGACACCUGGCAAAGGGAACGAUGGUACCAAUGGCGUGAUGGAUGAAAAUUCCAGCGAGAAAGGACCACAAAAAGUUACAGAAGACCUGAGGGAUAGCACAAAUCAACAGUCGAAGAAUUUGCCAACGAGAACCCUGAAGAUUGUGGAAAGCGACGAAAACGCUGCAAAUACGAAGAAACCUACAGUGACUGCUACUAAGGAUCCAGUUGAUGGAGCUAUGGAUGAUGCAGGCGCGCGAUGA